UCAGAUUAAAAAGACGUGAGAGAGCAUAUGUUUAUGAACGGGAAAAGGAAAACACAGAAUGGUUCGGGAAACCAGACACCUUUGGGUGGGAAAUUUACCCGAACAUGUUCGAGAGGAGAAAAUUGUUGAACAUUUUAAACGGUAUGGGCGAGUGGAGAGUGUCAAGGUCCUGCGGAAGCGGGGCUCAGAGGGCGGUGUGGCAGCCUUUGUGGAUUUUGUUGACAUCAAAAGUGCUCAGAAAGCUCACAAUGCAGUCAACAAAAUGGGGGACAGAGACCUACGCACUGAUUACAAUGAGCCUGGAUCUGUCCCAAGUGCCGUGCGGGGUUUGGAUGACAAUUCCCCCUCUAGCAGUCAUACGAGGGAUGUUUCGGGGUUCUCGAGGGGUGCCGUGGGGCCAGUUUAUGGGCCCCCGGUGUCUCUCCACACCAGAGAGGGGCGCUAUGAACGCAGACUAGACGGCAGCUCUGACAGUCGGGAUCGAGCGUAUGAACACAGUCCUUAUGGACACCAUGAGCGUGGCAGUACUUUUGAUAGGCCACGGCACUACAACACAGACUAUUACCGUGACCGCACAAUGUUUGCCUCUGGAGUCAGCUCCAGCCCUGCAGCCAGCACGAUUAGUGGGGGAUUUGAUACCCCAGAGACUCAUUUUGAGUCACGAAUCCGUGACCCCUUCAGCCUUUCCAGUGCUGCGCGCCGGGACCCGUACCGCGAUGACAGAGGGCGGCGGGUUGAUCGGACAUACCAUCACCGACGCAGCCGAUCCUCUCACUCGUCACAGUCACGACACCCUUCCCCACAAAGGACCACAGGGCAAACACCCAAAGCCCCUCAUUCCCCCAAGAGAGCCCCAGUUUCCCCAAGCCGAGGCCCACGAUCACGUUCCCACAGUCGGUCAUCCAGCUCUGACUCAGUGGGCAGCACCAGCAGUACUGGAAGUGGCAGUAGUGAUUCAAAUAGCAGUUCAAGUGAAGGAUCCCGAGCGCGAUCAGUUCAGUCUGCAGCCACUCAUGUACCUCCAGCCCCUCCACCCCUGUCCUUGGAUUCUGAUGAGCCACGUAGGAGCUUUGGCAUCAGAGUUCAGAACCUACCUGUGCGAUCCACAGACACAAGCUUAAAAGAUGGGCUUUUCCAUGAAUUUAAGAAGUAUGGAAAAGUGACAUCUGUGCAGAUCCAUGGAGCUUCUGAAGAAAGGUAUGGCCUGGUCUUCUUCAGACAGCAAGAAGAUCAAGAGAAAGCUCUCAGUGUUUCCAAAGGAAAGCUCUUCUUUGGCAUGCUGAUUGAGGUCACUGCCUGGAAUGGCCCUGAAACGGAAAGCGAGAAUGAAUUUCGGCCGCUUGAUGGCCGGAUCGAUGAGUUUCACCCAAAAGCCACUCGUACACUGUUCAUUGGAAAUCUGGAGAAGACGACCAACUACCAGCAACUGCUUGAUGUCUUUCAGCGCUUUGGAGAGAUAGUGGAUAUUGACAUAAAGAGAGUCAAUGGAGUUCCUCAGUAUGCCUUUGUGCAGUACUCUGAUAUUGCCAGUGUUUGUAAGGCUAUAAAGAAAAUGGAUGGGGAAUACUUGGGAACCAACAGACUCAAGCUGGGAUUUGGAAAGAGCAUGCCCACAACAUGUGUCUGGCUUGAUGGCUUGGCCUCCAGUAUUACAGAGCAGUAUCUCACGCGACACUUCUGUCGUUAUGGACACGUGGUUAAGGUCGUGUUUGAUAGAUUAAAAGGAAUGGCGCUCAUCCUGUACAACAACACAGAAUUUGCUCAGGCUGCGGUGAGAGAGACCAAAGGCUGGAAGAUUGGGGGCAACAAAAUUAAGGUUGAUUUUGCCAGUCAGGAGAGUCAGAUGGCAUUCUAUCGCUCCAUGCAGGCAUCAGGACAGGACAUUAGAGACUUCUAUGAAAUUCCAUCAGAGAGAAGAGAUGAUCGCAGACCUCCCUAUCAUGACUUCUCAGCUGAGAGGGCGUACUAUGAGAAUGUCCGCACCCCGGGACUUUAUGCUGAGGACCCUCGUCGUGAUUAUUCAGCCCGUAGCCGUGAGCGUUACACAGAAUUGGACCAUUACCAAGGUGACCACUAUGAUCCUCGUUACCAUGACGAUCCUCGCGAAUACAGAGACUACAGAGAUCCCUUUGAGCAGGACAUAAGGAAGUACAGUUACAUCCAACGGGAGCGUGAGAGAGAGCGUGAGCGUUUCGAGGCUGAUCGCAGUAGGUGGAGUCCAUCGCAUCAGAGACGUCCAAUCACCCCUGCCACAUCCCCAUCACCAUCUGAGCGUGUCUCGCGGGAAGCUGAACGACGGGUGUACAGGCACUCGUCUGAACGAAGUGGAAGCUGUAGCUCACUUUCACCUCCACCACAAUAUGAGAAGUCUGAUAAGUCCCCAAUAGAUUACAAAAAUGAGGGGCUCGAUCGAGAAAUGGAGCAGAUUGAAACGGAGCGUAUGAGUGGGGCAGAGAGGAGCAAGCGUGCCAGGCGAAAAGAGAAAGCAGACAAGGAGAAGGGAGAAAAACUUAAGUCAAGAAGGGGAAAGGUUCAGUCUCCCAGUGUACCUCAUGCAGAAACAGACAGGGAGGCAAGUCUGGAUGCAAGUUCUGGGAAGCUAAAAGCCUCAGACUUUGAUGGCACAGAGAAGCAGAGACAUAAAGGUGAUGGUGAACCUUCUCCUGCUGAUCAAAUAUCUCGCCUUGAGCCCCAAAAAGGAGAGAGACUUGAUCAAGUUAAAAGUGAUACAGUGGACAGAGAUGGUAAAGGUAAAACAAAGAAACAUUUAAAAUCCGACUCUGGGAUCGAUGGAAAAGACUCUGUUUCGGACCCUGACAGGCUUGCAGCAAGAAAAAGGCGCUUUGGCGAUCCCAGUGGUAAAGCCAUUAGACAGAAAAGGGGUCGGCUGGAGGAGGAGUCAAGUCUUGGACUUAACCAGUCAGCGGACUCUGGGUCAAACAGUGCUUUUGCAAAGGACACGGAAGUUGAUGUGAAGAUGUUGGAAAAGGAAGGCCAGAAAAAAGAGCAUUCAAAGUCAAAGCCUGAGAGAUUGGUUGCACAUUAUGGUCAAAGAGAAGAGCACGAUCCUAGCUCCAGUACGGCUGGAAGAGGACAGGGUCUUAUGCAUCCAGGAGAAAUUUCAGAAGUAGAUAUUGACACUUUGGACCCUGCUAAAAGUCAUCCUGGAUCAAGUGUAAGCAGGAGGUUGUCCAAUGAAGGGGGAUUGGACAAGGACAGCAAAGUUAGGGAGGAUUACAUGUCGUUGGACAUUGACCUCUCUCAGAGUUAUCGCAAACAAAUGGAGCAAAACAGGAGGCUUCGACAGCAGAUGCAGGAAUCUGAUAAACCAGGUAGACCAGGAACUCCUCAGAGUCUGGACACAGAAGACUUUGAGCAUCGUAGUCUGGUGCAUGAGGUAGGUAAGCCACCCCAGGAUGUCACUGAUAAUUCUCCAUCCAACAAAAAUAAGAAACAAGAAUCUUUUGACUUGGAUUUGAGCUCAAAGAGAGAACGGGUAUACCGGAGCUCUCGGCAAAAGAGUGAGGACUCUGAAUGGAACCAUCCUACAUCACCAAGAUUGCUGCAAGCAUCUCUAAACACAGAUGAAGAAUAUAAUGAGAAUCCUCAUGCGCUGACUGGUAAAGACAUCAAGGAGCCGCCGAAACCUGAAGAUAACGCUCAUUCAGAACUGCAUGCAGUAAAAAGGGUACAUGCCUCACAUAUGUCCAAGCUGAGCACACCUCUGCAAGAUGAACAGCAGAAACGCUGGGAUGCACGUUUAAAGCAAGACUUAUUGCCUGACUUGGGGUUCUCUAGCAGCAGUGGCAAAAGACGGCUUAAUCGUAAAUAUUUAGACUAUGGCCUUUGGCAUGAUUUGGAACCAGGUGAAGUGCGGUCAGAUUCUGAGGAAGAUCGUGAAAACAAACCAAAUUCACCAAUGCCCUCAACCUCUGUGUCUUUCUCAGAACGGCAUCGUGUAGACAGAAUGCCCGAGUCAAAGUUGUCCACCUCAUCUGAGAGGAACAAAUUCUAUUCUUUUGCUCUGGACCAGAAAAUUACACCAGAUACCAAGGCAUUGUUGGAACGUGCAAAGUCUCUUUCUUCUUCAAGGGAAGAUAAUUGGUCGUUCUUGGACUGUGACUCACAUUUUGCCAGUUUUCGAAGUAGAAAGGAUACGGAAAAAGUUGAAUCAACACCACGACCAACACCCUCAUGGUACAUGAAGAAGAAAAAAAUUCGCAGUGAGUCUGAGGAUAAACUAGAUGACAGAAAGGAAGAUCCCAAGCCAGAGGAACAGGAACGGCGGGAACUUUUUGCUUCACGUUUUCUUCAUAGUUCAAUUUUUGAACAGGAUUCAAGGCGCCUUCAACAUCUGGAACGAAAACAUGAAGAUCCUGAACACGGCCUUGGGUAUCAUACUCCCCAGCAAGGUGCGACAGAGCCUGAUUCAGAGCCAGUUGUACUCUUUCAUAGCCGCUUUUUAGAGCUAACAAGGUUGCAGCAACAAAAGGAGAAGGACCAAUCUCAGCAAGAAAUCAAGAGAAGUGAGAGCAUAGAUGGUAACAGAAUAGAUAAACCACAGGAAGAUGAGGAAAAACCUCAGCAACAGCUUUGCAGUUCUGACCAUAUUCAGGAGCCAGAGAUUAAACCAGUCAGUCCCUCUCAAGUUGUGCAGAAUUCACAGCCACUUUUGAUGCUUAAGGAGACAUCACCUCCAUUAGAAAAAGCUAGUGAUCCAACACCUUCUCCUCCCUCUCAAAUGCCUUUGGAUGUGGUAGUGAAAGAGGAGGAAAAAUAUGUGCCCACAUCACAUCCCUUGGUUGAGGAGUCUUCAACAGCUGUCCUCCCUGAAUGCAAAGAGUCAAAGUCCCCAGUGACAGAAACUAAAUUGUCACCUAACAGUGAUAAAACAGAGGUGAAGGGUCUUGACAAAGAUAUUGAACAUUUCUCUGGAGAAGUUACACAGACUAAUGAAACUCCAAAGAACUGCCUUGAGCAAAAGCCUGAAUCAGAAUGUGAGCCUCCCGAAUUGCCAUGCUCUGCCUCUGCCUCUCCAAUGCUCAUAGAGGAAAUGGGAAGUUCAAGUAAAACCGAGUCUGUUCCUGUAGAAACUAAAAUUCAACUCAAAGACGAGGACCAGAAGGUUUCAGAUAACUACGCAAUUGAGGAACCAGUCUCACCACCACAGAAGUCAAAAACUAAAAAGAAAGUGCCUCCAGCAACACCAGUCACCCCUUUGACUCAAUCAUGCCUCUCUGAUAAACAAGCUGUACGUAAGAGUGAACGUAUUGAUAGAGAGAAGCUUAAACGUUCCUCUUCUCCAAGAGGAGAGUCAUCUAAGGCCAUCCCAGAUUCCAAGUCAACCAGCAAGUCUCCAAUCCAUGGACCCGAAGCUGAGCCAGAACAGAACGUACCACCAGUAAGGGCAAGGCGUCGAAAUGUGCGCUCUGUCUAUGCCACCCCUGUUGAAGACGAAUCUGCUCAACAGACCAGUAAAGAUGUAGAAUCACCACGUCCUGCCAGGAAACGUACAGUUGGUGAUAAGGAUAUAAUGAAUCCACAGCCAUCUGAGCAGGAGAGCCUUACCCCACCACAACGAGGGCGAGGGCGCCCUCCCAAGAAUCGUCGCCAGGGAGAAGAUGUACCAGCUGCAAAAUGUGACCGAGCAAAAGCAACUGAGACCAAAGAGACAGAUAUAAAUGACUUGGGCAACAAUGAAGGAGUCACCAAAACAGAGAAAGGCAAGAAUUCUUCCCACACCCAGAAAGGAACAUAUCAAGGGUCUGCAUUGUCUACCGCUGCACUUGGAAAGAAGGGGGAUAAAACUGAGAAAAUUCCAGAAAAUACAAAACUUGUGACUGAGGAUAAGUCCCUUGUGCUUAAAAACCUCAGAGUCAGACUUGAUGUUACCGAAGUCAAGGCCAUGCUCCAGUCUGGAGAUGAUGAUUCAGGGCAUGAUGAUUCUCCUAAAAAGAAUAAUCCUAGUGUCUCCACUAAAGACUCGUUGGAUCCAAGUUUGGUGAAAGAUGUUUUGGUCGAUAAUAAUGAAAGUAAAGAUAAAGCGCUUGCAGACUCAGCCAAUACUGGAGACCCUCAAGAAACACUUUUAUCCCAGCAAAUGGAACUUGAGCAAGCUGUAGAACAUAUUUCCAAGCUCACAGAAGACACUACCCCUCUACAGUUCAAAAAUGUCUCCACAGAGCAACCCGUUCCAUUGCCGGAACUUGAAGAAGUGCCAGAACGUGAGACUGAGGAAGAGAAGCCUGCCAAUCCUGCCAGUGAGACUGAACUUGCUGCAGCUAUUGAUUCUAUCACAAAUGAGGAUGUAUCUUGCCCCGUUUCACAAGAUCCAGUCAUAGGACCAGUCAUGGAUACUGAUCCUGACAUUCAGACUCUAAUUCCAGAUUCUAAGGUGGUGGAUCCUGGCUUGAGCACAGCCUCAGAGGAAGUUUCAGCUUCAGGGACGCCUAGAAAAGGAGGUAAAGGCAGAGGAAAAUCCCAGAAGAGACCCAAAGCUCAAAAGGGUCCCGUAGGCCGAAAGGAGUUUAUCAAAGAGACUGUGUUGGAAACUGAGACUAUGUCUGUCAAAUCACCAGGGUCCAUGCAAGCAAAUUUACAGGUAACCACAGAGGGAUCUUCACCACCUGCUGCUACUGUCGUUCCUCCUCCCCCUAAGCAGGACAUGACUUUAACAGGAAGUGUCACUAAAAUACCCAAGGAACUAGAUGUGCCUCCCAAAGACCAGUCUGAAGUUCUCAAAUCCUCUGGCCACACAGGUGAUAAAAGCCCAGUGCCCUUGAAGCCACAACAACUCUAUGACUGUGCAUCCCCAUCUUCCUCAUUGUCACCAUCAAGACCUUGUCUCAAACAAUCACAUCCAGUUAGGCUCCCUGUCUCCCCGACGGACCGACACAGUCUGUCCAAAGAGGCAGGGGUUCUUAUUCCUCCUGUGACAUCUGCAGCCUCAGUAGAUAACCCAGCAUUAACCUCAGACUUAUCUGACCAUGACCCAGACACUACUGACUUGCGGAAAAUUCUCUCCAAGCCCAAAAGUGUUCCGUCCUCGGAUGUGAGUGGGACACAUGGCAAAGAGCAUACUCACUCUGAAAAGGAAGGUGAGACCCAGUCAGAUAUAGGAACAACUAAGAGCUCUCCACCUGAUAAUAAACAACCUUCCCUUUCAGCUCAACCAGUUGUCCGGCCACCAGCGUCAUUACCUUCGCAUGAGACAAAGCAAGUCUUUGGUGAGAAAUCUGUGAUAUCCGUCAUUGCCUCCACCGGCACUUCAGUCAUCAGUCGCAUUUGUAACCCACCUGACACUGAUGAAAAAUCAAAUAUUACAAUGGUAAAACCUUUUAUGGACAAACAAGCCCCAAAACAGAAAUACCAAGCCAUUACGGAGGAUAGUGGUCAAUACCAUGGACCAUCCGUUGGAGAAGAGGGUGGAAAUGCAGGACGUUAUGUGGUGGAGAGCACACCUCUGAGCACAGGAUCCAGCCCAGGUCUGAGAGUGAAUACCCCUGAGGGAGUGGUAGUACUGAGUCACUCAGGACAGAAGAAGGAAGGACCACACCGCAUUAGUGCCAAAAUCAGCCAGAUUCCUCCAGCUAGUGCUGUUGACCUAGAGUCACAGCAUCUGGUGUCAAUGCCUCAAAUUAAACAGGACCUUUAUACUGCCUCUCAGCCAACCACUCCAAAGUGUCCAAUACCCCCAUCUGACCAUGGUCAUUCUCUGAAGACACAGCCGACCGUGUCUUCCAUUAAGCAAGAGAGUACAGGAUUAGAUAAACUGGACUCACCGUACCCCACUGGUCAGAGUGGAGUCGUGAAAAGACUACAGCCAUCUGCUGGCUGCCCUCAGGUCAUGGGUUACGCUGACUACACACUGUUAUUGAAGCAUACUAAAAAGGGGGAUGGACCUGAGCCACUUAAUGUUGAUCCUGUGAAACCUGCGUGGGCAACCACUAUAAGUCCUCACCUUCCCUCUCCAUCUGGUAAUCAUGUUGCUUUUAUGCCUAGCACUCCUACAGAAAGGGCCCCCUCACACCUCAGCGGAGCUAAACAAGAACCCCGGUCUCCACGGAAAUCUGGGCAUCCUCACUCUCCCUUUGUGUCUUCUCCUAUUGGCUCCUCAUCACCAAAAGCAGUGCCUGUGGUGCUAGCCCCUGGUAUGCCAUCUAUGUCACAGUAUGUACCCAGUGUGCAUCACUCUGAGCAAUCAGUUAUCAUGCCUCCACAUAGCACCCAUGGCAGCCUUGGAAGGAUGUCCCCCCACCGUGUAAGUCAAACUAUUCCCAUGGGGCACCUCUCUCAGGGAGAGGGAAGGGUUAAUACUCCUCCACUCCAGUUGAUGAGUUAUGGGAUUCAUUCAGAGUCUCUUACAUCACCUUGGUCUGGCACUGCGCAGCAACGACCUACAUCUCCAACAGUGGGAAACCGGGAAAUGGUCCUAAAAGUAAACCCUAGUAGCUCAAGAAGUCAUGAAAGUGGUGAGGAGGAGGCCCGACGAUUUCAUCCAGCCCUCGGAAGAUCAUCAACCAGCCAGUUAAAACCAGAAACCAUACAGUCAGAUUACCGUGGAACACACAGUGGUUUGGCACUUGAGAGAUUCAAUAUGUCACAGAUUCCACAUAGAGACAUGCGUUUGCUAAUGCACCACCAGCAGGGAGAUCGUGCAGCCUCUGAGCUACUCCAGGGACAUGGUCCAGAGAACGCCCCCUCAUCCUCAACUUCCACCAGCAUAACAUCAUCCUUGUCUCCACGGGCACAUCUGGUGGGAAAAGGUCUCUCAGAUACAGACCCCACAAAAGCACUAGAGGUUAAACGACCAUCUUCUCCUAACACUAAGGAAGGUAUUAUUGGGAGUCAUGGGGCAGUGCCAGCCAUGGCAUCCCCUCAGCGAGUGCAGCUAUUGCCAUCAGGGACAGGAGCAUCCUUCUCAGAGUAUCCUGCCAUGUACACCAACAUGAGGGUUGUUCACGCUCAGUUUACUGAAGGUUCACCCAUGGGGAUUAACCCGGCUCCCACUAUAACUUCUGGUCAGGGUUCUCAAGAUGCAGAGCCAAGUCAUACCCAAACUGAUGGAAAAGUGGAACAGGCUGGACUUCAGGUUGUAAAUAUGAUGCAGCUUCUAACGAAAUAUCCUAUUGUGUGGCAAGGCUUGUUGGCAAUAAAGAACGACUCUGCAGCAGUCCAGUUGCAUUUCGUCUGUGGCAACAAAGCUUUGGCACUCAGAUCCUUGCCUUUACCUGAGGGUGGAGCUCUCCUUCGCAUCGCUCAGAGGAUGAGAUUAGAAGCAUCACAGCUAGAGAGCGUGGCUCGCAGAAUGACGGGUGAGAGUGAGUUCUGUUUGUUAUUGGCUCUGCCAUGUGGACGUGAUCAAGAAGAUGUCCUGAAUCAGACUCAGGCCCUCAAGUCUGCUUUCAUUAACUACCUGCAAGCCAAGCUGGCUGCAGGAAUCAUCAAUGUUCCCAACCCUGGCUCCAAUCAGCCUGCCUACGUGUUGCAGAUAUUUCCACCAUGUGAAUUUUCGGAGAGCCACCUCUCCAGGCUUGCCCCUGACCUCCUCAACAGGGUCUCCAAUAUCUCUCCACACCUCAUGAUCGUCAUUACAUCUGUGUGAUGUGCCCUUCCAUCAGGUUUCAUCGACUCUUCCAGAGACACACUCACACUUUCAGACUCAAGGAAAGUGCUAUUGGAUAUGACUCUCUUGGAGACUUUGGAAAUGAGAAGUCCCUCUGGAGAUAAACCUUCUUUAUAUUCAUUUCUCUCAGCAUCGUUUCCAGUCAUGGUGGUUUUCUGACUCUUGGGAGAGUAUAUAAGGGUGCACCAACACAGAUCUCUGUUCUAUAGUAUGUACAGUCUACGCCGAUCAUUUCUCUGCUGUAUUUGUAUUUAUUGGUGAAUUUUAUUUUUACCCAUGGAAAUACUUUGGAGAAAAAAAAAAUGUGGAUGUUUAAAGAAUGAGAAAAGCGAAGUGACAACACUUGGACAUUUUUUUCUCUCUUCAUUCUUGACUGAUUUUGGUUCUGUCGUAUUUUUAAAGGAUCAUAGAAACAAUGUAACAGACAGGUAUGAAAAUCAUGUGCAAACUUCAUCGGUCAGUGCUUGUGUGGAGGGGGAAAAUUGCACUGAAAGAAUCAUUAACCAGAGGAUCUAUUCAUCUCCCUACCCUUUUGUUCUCUCUUUGCUACUUAUUUGGAAUAGGCUUUUUCCGCAUUGAAGAGCUGCAGGAGUUGGGAAUUUUUGGAUUGCCGGACUGUAAAUAUUUUAAAUACUAAAACUUUGGCAAAUGGCCUGAGCCCAAGUGAUGCCUCAUAUCUUCAACCAUGGAACUACAAUGUCGCAAAGAGUGAAACAAGCUAAAUGAGACAGAACUUAAUUUGUGAUGUAUAUACUUGUAAAACGAUGGGCUGGCAGCUCUUUCAAGGGUUUGUUGCAGGCACUUCAAAUUUUGUUACUCAA
Chanos chanos (milkfish) is the source of this 10446-nucleotide messenger RNA. RefSeq names its product msx2-interacting protein. Gene Ontology annotation, molecular function: RNA binding. Bases 59 to 9604 code for a protein of 3181 amino acids. The record is from RefSeq and is a predicted model, not a curated record. The transcript has 16 exons. NCBI's taxonomy places the organism in Eukaryota, Metazoa, Chordata, Actinopteri, Gonorynchiformes, Chanidae.